CUUGGAUUGGACAAGUUUGUCGAGUGCUGGCAGGUCGUACGGCGUGUUCUGUUGUGAUUGAUCAGUUUCUGAUCGUGUUUACAGUGUCGUGAGUUUGUUUUUGGUUGUGUAUUUACUAUUGCCCCUUUCAAAAACAUAGCAGGCGCUGAAUUGAGUUUCGUAUUGCGCGUAAUGGGUCAGUAUUCCUCAGUUGCUCUGAUUUACCACGUGGCAUUGAACCAGUUAGCAGUUAAAGACACUGCCAAUUAUCGACACCUAUCAAAGUUCUCAGCGUCGUUAAAGCGACGGUCGUCAUGGAAAGUGUGCUUGAUACUAAUUGCGUUUGCCAGUAGCACCAAAGCUAUAGCGUAUGAUCACUUGAAAUACGACGCCAGCGAUUCGAAUCCAAGUACCGAAAAGAUAGAGGUUACAGAAGACAGUACAAUUUUCGAAAUAACCUUUCUGCCAGAUACCACUGAGUCUACGGAAUCGGUAGAAGAUACAGUCUCGACAAGCUUGCCAACAACGACUGAUCCUCAAAACGAUAGAAACGAUUUCUAUUGCCGCGAGGAUCUUUGCUUGCAGUACGAUUUGUCGGGACAGUUGGUACAAAAGAAACAUGUCGCAUGCGGUCACGACGGAUCAUUCGCCGAAAGUUGUCUGCCAGGAAGGACAUUGUUCAAAAUUGAUUCCCAGAUUGAAGCUUUCAUCAUUCAUCUGCACAACGAAGCCAGAAACCGACUAGCUAAUGGAUCGCUUGAGGGUUUUGAAGCUGCCUUCCGGAUGCCAACCGUCAUGUGGAACGAUGAGCUGGCCACGUUAGCGGAGCUAAACGUGAAAAGUUGCCAGUUCAAACAUGAUGAGUGUCGAAAUACGGAUUUGUACCGCCAAGCAGGACAAAACCUGGCCCUCGGUUACUAUCCCAUUGAUGAAAAUAUUUUUGAUAUAAUACAAAAAUUGACAAGUCUUUGGUUCAACGAAUACAAGGAUGCAGAUCAGAAAGUGAUGGACGAUUUCGUGAAUCCGGCCAAUGUUACAAUCGGCCAUUUUACCCAGAUGAUGAGCGACCGGACUACUGCGAUCGGAUGUGGAAUCGUCAUAUAUCCACAGAAAGUAUCCGGUUACACAUUCAAAGUGGUACUGUACGCCUGCAAUUAUUCAAUUACCAGUAUCUACAGCCAACCGGUCUACCGCAAAGGACAAAUGGGUGCCAAAUGUGUGUCGGGCAUGAAUCCGCACUACAAUGGGUUGUGUAGCAUGGAGGAAAAUCAUUCAAUACAUUCCGUGCCAUUCUAUGAGUAGCACUUUAGUUAUAAUGUGUCAAUAAAUAUUCGGUUCUGUAAAGUUUUAUUGUAAACCAGAAAAAAAUAUGUUACAGGUUUGAAAAAAAAUCUUCCAAAACGGCCAAAUACGAUAUAAAUUAUCAUCGUAUAAACUGCCGUUCUACGCAUCAUUGUCCCAUGGAACAAGCGAAUUUCUAUAUAAAUAGGACAAAUAUACUCAGAAUCGCAAAGAUCAA
Messenger RNA from Malaya genurostris, 1498 nucleotides. RefSeq names its product antigen 5 like allergen Cul n 1-like. The record is from RefSeq and is a predicted model, not a curated record. NCBI's taxonomy places the organism in Eukaryota, Metazoa, Arthropoda, Insecta, Diptera, Culicidae. The transcript is spliced from 4 exons. Bases 172 to 1281 code for a protein of 369 amino acids.